Molecule: messenger RNA, 657 nt
Organism: Fonsecaea erecta
Lineage: Eukaryota; Fungi; Ascomycota; Eurotiomycetes; Chaetothyriales; Herpotrichiellaceae
Exons: 1
Coding region: 1-657 (218 amino acids)
Biological process (GO): glutathione metabolic process
Molecular function (GO): glutathione transferase activity
Source: RefSeq, a predicted model, not a curated record
AUGGCACCAAAACUCUAUUGCACCGAAGCAUCUGGGAACUGCUACAAAGUCCGCCUACUAGCUAGCUUACUUGAUGUUCAGGUGGAACAAGUCGAAGUGGACUUUUUCAACAUGCAACAUCGCUCGGCGGACUUUCUAGCCAUUAAUCCUCGGGGCGAGCUGCCGACCCUGGUCGAUCAAGGAAAAGUCUUCAACGAUUCCAGCGCGAUUCUCGUCUACCUCGCCGGAACGAACCCUGACCGAGGUUCUAAAACAGUUCCGUCGAGUUAUUGGUCUUCCGACAGCGUGGAACAGGCCUCGAUCGUGGAUUGGCUGGCCUUCACGGCCAGUUGGAUCCAGUUUGGACUGUGCAAGGCCAGAGCGAUUGUAUCAUUUAAUUGGCCGGCAGACGCCAGUGAGGACACAGUUGCGGAGGCAAAGAACAUGGGCGUGAAAUCGCUUGAGAUUCUGGAGGGAAAGCUAGAGAAGGAGCAGUGGUUAGCUCUCUCGAGGCCGACAGUUGCGGACGUGUCAGUCUUUGUCUACGUGGCUUUGGCGCAUAUGGGAGAUGUCUCGUUGACCCCGUACCCUGCUGUGAGGGCUUGGGUGGACAGGAUAAAGGGUCUGGCAGGUUUCAUUCCCCUUGAUGGCUUGGACAUGCCGGUGCAACGGAGUUGA